GUCGGACCGUCUACCGUUGACGACGACAACAACGCUCGAUACCACCCGCGCAAUCGAUAUUAUAAAUUGUUGAAAUAUAAUCAUUACUAACGCCUCAUUCAUAAUCAUUGAUCCCCACACGUGCAUCUUUUCGACCGUAGUCAUUCAGUGGCUUAUUGCCCAUAUUAUAUCGUACCUGCGUCCAACACGGUCGUUGCGAUUAUUUUUUUAAGUGUAUAAAAAACAUUCAUAUUGCGUUUUCGUCGAGCRCAUGUGUGAUAUUGUUAUAUUUAUUUGUUGCCGUAGUUAUACAUCUAAAUAAAAUAAUAUAUGCUAAUACGCCCAAAUCGUGCGAAAGGGAAAGGACUCAGCAGCAACGACAGUCCACCUGACGGACGGAUCGUAGAAUCGUCUGCAUCUCGAUUAUCAUUACUAUCGUUUUUGCCGUCAACCGGUGCACCGCGUACAUUGUUAUUAUACUAUACCCGCAGUGCCGUGUUGUAGUGCGACGUCCGGGCCGCGACAAUAUGAUGUCACUGUACAGAACCAUCAGGGGCACGAACGGCACCCAAAAACGCGUCAGGGACAGGAGUUGUCCGUCGUUAGCAGUGCCCAACGACAUGAUAUCCAGGCGCCGAAUACUGUCCAGGUCCAGGGACGAUCUGAACUUGGACUCGGGAGUAGGAUUUCCCGUCCAGGUUGAAGAAGAAGAAGACGUGUGGUACAACAAGGACAAACUGUACAAGGAUCACAUUCAGGAAGUGUUGGAUAAAUGGACACAAAUCGACGAUGAGAUUUGGGCCAAAGUGAUAGUGCUCGAGAGAAACCGUCGAGUGGCUAAAGCUUACGCCAGGGCACCAAUACUCACGGUCAACGGGUCUGACGAAGGAUUCGACGGAUACAGGAUUGGCGUGAACGGCUUCGACAACCCAAUGCGGGAUCCAAAGACCGAAGAAGUGAAAAAACAAGUGGGCCUCGGUGUCAAAGUGAAGAUGGACGAUCAAGGAAACAUUCUCGUGAAAAGGCUGUCCGGAAAGAACGUAUACGUAAAGAGCAUAUCGAACGCUGGUGAAGAGACCAGCAUCGGGGCGGACGUGCUCAAAUUACCCAACUACUGUCUGGAAAACGAUAAACCGGUUAAGUUAUUUGACAUGAAAAAAUUCCAACAGAACGUGUCCAGAGAAUURCGCAGAGCGUACCCUGACCGCAGGCGUCUGGAAUGUCAGUGUUUGAGUGCUAUAAGCUUUGUCAAAAACGAACAGGACAUGUUGGACAGUCCUAUAUGGGUAUUAAUCAUAAACGUCGUAGCCAUGGAUAUGCUCAAGUCAAAAUUGCCACCAAUGAAACGCACUACCGUGGACAUCAAGAAUCGGCCAAGGAUCCCGAUUCCAGAUGAGGACCCGUACAGCAUAGCGGGAGCAAACAUGGUGGCCGCCACUCGGGAACAACUGAUGAUGCAGACCGCGGCGCGUCGUGGUGACAAGCCGCCGAAGCUGCCUCCAAGGGACCCGUCGAACCCGUACCCGCACGAAAUACCCAAGCCCGAUUACGAUGACAUCGAAGAAGAAGAAAACAGAUUGGUCGGCUCCAUGAAGCAGUUCACCUCGUCGAGGGGAAAGGACAAAGUCAAGGACAACAAUAAAAAAUACGACGACCCGUACUACUGCGGACUGAGAGCCAGAGUGCCGAACUUCGUCAAGACUUCAAACGGCAAGACCAAGGAGUUCAACAAAGAUGUGCCCGUCGGCCCGAAGAUGAGCACCGCCGUGCCGCCAUCUCGGUACCAACAAAAUCCGAUGGCCCUGUCCAACGGUCACCUGGCCGCCGCACACUAUCAUCACACGCAGCCCGCCAUGUGGCACACGCGCAGCUUCGACAGCGGAAUGGACGCCGAAGUAUUCGAUUCGCCGUACAACCACAUCUACGGACGGCUGCCCAUACCCACCAGAGGUUACAUACCGACGGGACACAGGACUCCAAUGUACGUCGGCGAAUGGGACUAACGAUUCGAACAGGACGGAGCGACCGAAAUUGGUUCAUGCUUUUCUCAUCGACGAUGGUUUAAAUGAUAUUAGAUUAUUUUAAAAGAAAAGAAGAUUAAAAAUAUAUAUAUAUAUAUAUUAUCAUUAUUGUAAUAUUAGAAUAUAGUAGAUCCCUUUUCGUUUGUUUUCUCGACUGAUGGAUUUAUAUAUGUAUAUAUAUAUAUUAUAUUAUAUACAUAUCUACAUAUAUAUAAAUAAGUAAAUACGUACAUCUGUAUUAUAUAUUGUUAUAACAUAUAAUGUAUCAGAAAACGAUUUCACGAGCUUUUAUUAUUUUUUUUUUUUACUAUUCUUUCUUUUAUAUAUAUAUAAUAUUUAGAAUGUAUAUGUAUUUUUGUGAUUUUUUUUCGUUAUCGAUUUUAUUUGAUUAGUCCGUCACCGAUACGAAACGUGACGAAAUCCGUAAUACCACAGUGUAUACACACAUUUUAUCAUGAUAAUUUUUUUAUAAUUAUGUGAAUAUUAUGCAUAUAAGUUUUACGAUAGUAUAAAAUAAUUCGCGCGGGCUUUUUUCUUACGYAWAUAUAGCARCAGUACCAUACUUCAGUUAUUAUUUCACUUCAAUACAUCGUAUCUCUUUAAAACAUCGUCUUCGCCACGUCGAUAUCAUCGUUUUGGAAAUCGUGUAUCAAUGACGUGUAUGAUCGUUCAUCAUCCCACGGUCGUUGAACACACACAUUGCAAGUAUAUCGUAUAUUGUUGUUAUAGUUUUCGUGUACACCGUAUUAUUCCGACUGUCGAACAAACCUCGUCAUCGCGGUGAUAAUAAUAAUAAUAUAUGUAGUAUAAUUAUUGUUCGUAGAAAGCGAAAAACAGAAAAGCGAAAUUCAGUCGUACCUAGGUAUAUCAGUCAGCAUCCGACGACGUCGACGAUGUGUAUAGAGAGAGGUGAGUUAGGAUACGAUUUUUUUUUUUUCAUUGAAACUUACCGUGUGAAAAUAAAUAGAUC
This is a messenger RNA of Diuraphis noxia (Russian wheat aphid), 2970 nucleotides long. RefSeq names its product expansion (gene exp). The record is from RefSeq and is a predicted model, not a curated record. Gene Ontology annotation, molecular function: protein binding. Lineage: Eukaryota; Metazoa; Arthropoda; Insecta; Hemiptera; Aphididae. Gene Ontology annotation, biological process: regulation of DNA-templated transcription.